CUCAAGCAAAUCCAAGUCGGUAUUCCGUGUUUCUUUUGUUCGCUGGACUCGGUAGUAGCCGCGAGGGCGCGCAUAUGCUGACGGGAUCGCCCUCCUUUAGAUGUGUGAGGGCGCCAUGGUGCCCCCUGUGACAGGGCCAGGCCAGAGCACUCAUUCAUCGGUGCAGUUCCUGAACAACGUCCUCUCCCAAAGGGGCCCUUCCGCCCUGCCCUACGAUGAAGAUGUGAAAUGGCUCAUCAGGCAACAUCUGGUCUCUGUGAUUCAAGAAUUCCCUAGCCUCCAGGCCAAGACUGCAAUGUUCAGCCAUAACGAUGGGAGAACGAUGAAUUUGUUGCAGGCAGAGGGAACAGUGCCUAUGUAUUACCAGGAUGUGAUGUACAAUAUCCCUGUUAUCAUCUGGCUUUUGGAGUCAUACCCCCGCCAGCCUCCCUGUGUUUAUGUGACUCCCACAAGGGAUAUGAUCAUUAAGAGCGGACAUCCACAUGUCAACGCAUCAGGUAUGGUUUCAAUCCAUUAUUUGCAAGCAUGGGUAUUUCCUAGCUCUAAUCUUGUAGAUCUAGUUAGGAAUUUGAGCCUCUUGUUUGGUCAGGAUCCUCCCCUUUAUACAAAACAGAGUGCCCCACAGACUAGGCCUUCACCUCCUCCUCACACUGCUCAAUCUGUACAGAUGAAUCCAAUACAGAGUUCCCACAUGACAUCCACUUCAUUACCUCAUGGUUCUAAUCCUAAUGCCCAGGGUGCCCUUGUUAGGCCUCCUGUACCUGGGCCCAGGGGCGGUUACAUUUACAACAACCAUAGACUUCCACCCUCCCCUCAAAGGCCCCCCCAUAUGGAAGAUCCAUCAGAAGUUUUUAAGAGGAAUGCCAUCAAUAAAUUGGUAGAAAUGCUGCAUAAUGACAUGGCUGAAUUGAGAAAAACAACGGAGGUAGAGAUGGAUGGAUUGUUCAAUACUCAAGCGGUAUUGCGACAGAGAGAGGAGCAGCUUGAGAGGGGGUUAAGGGAAAUGCAGGAGGAGAAAGAAGGGUUGGAGCAGCAAUUGCAAGUGACUCUAACAAACACUGAUGUGUUAGAAACAUGGUUGAGGAAUAACGAGGAUAAGAAGAGGGACACUAUUGAUAUUGAUAAUGUCUUUGAGCUUUGUGAUGCUCUAUCAAAGCAGAUGCUAGAGUGCAGUGCUGCAGAUCUGGCUAUUGAAGACAUUUUAUACUCCUUGGAUAAAGCUGUUCAGGAGGGUACAAUUCCUGUUGAUGCUUAUCUGAAGAAUGUGAGAGCACUGUCCCGGGAACAGUUCUUUCAACGUGCAACUGCUGCAAAAGUUAGAGCUGCACAGAUGCAGUCCCAAGUUGCUAGCAUGGCAUCUAGGGUCUCUUAUAUUUCGUAAUUCAAAGUUGUGAAAAUUAAACUCCCCUCAUAACAUGGGGUUUGUGUAUCAGCUUUAGCAUUUUAAUUUCUCACAUCAAGUAUGAUUAUAAGGUACCAUGUAACAUUAAAAUGUGGGGCUUUGGCAUGAGUUAGUUAUUUUAUAGAAUGUAUCACAUAUUAUUUGAAAAUAUAAGACAAAGAACGACAAUAACAUUUAGGCAUAGAGAGGGGAGGGCGUUUCUGACAUUGAUGAAUAAGAGCAGAAGGUAAUCGCUGGAUUUGUGUGUCAAGCAUGAAGUUACUGAACAUACCAAUUGGUCUAACUCUUGCACGGUGUCGUACAUGAUAUAUGGACCUUUUCAAUUAAUGUAUAUUCUAGCCUGAACAUAAGUAUGUGUAUUAUAUUGUUAUGUCCAUCACAGCAUGGAUCAAGUUUUGUUUGUAAUUUACCAUUAAAUGUUAUAUUGUAUGACUUGAGUAUAUUUUUCA
Messenger RNA from Cryptomeria japonica (Japanese cedar), 1851 nucleotides. Its product is annotated as protein ELC. Bases 101 to 1381 code for a protein of 426 amino acids. Gene Ontology annotation, molecular function: ubiquitin binding. The record is from RefSeq and is a predicted model, not a curated record. The transcript is spliced from 2 exons. Gene Ontology annotation, biological process: endosome to lysosome transport; protein modification process; protein transport. NCBI's taxonomy places the organism in Eukaryota, Viridiplantae, Streptophyta, Pinopsida, Cupressales, Cupressaceae. Gene Ontology annotation, cellular component: ESCRT I complex.